ACAUUUUACCAUUCUUGUCACGGGAACAAGUGGUGUGGGAAAGUCAAGUCUUAUCAAUGCUUUAGUAGGCAAACUAGUGGCAAAAGAAGGUCGAGGCAUGACUGUUUGCACCACUGAGACUACGAAAUAUUCUUGUGAAGUCAUCGAGGGCAUUGAGCUUCGUGCUUGGGAUACUCCAGGAUUUGAAAAUGACGACUCAAAAGACAAAUCAUGCCUGCAAGACAUGAUAACGAAACUGAAAGAUGAUGUAGAUCUUGUUGUCUUUUGUUUAAGGACGGACGAUUCACGAUUCUGCAGAGGCGACAAAGAGGCCAUGAAAAAGCUAACGGAAGCUUUCGGAGAUGAACUGUGGGAGCACACUGUCAUAGCUCUCACCUUCGCUAAUAAAGUCCAUCAUCCACAUGAGGGAGACGAAAACGCUUAUUUCAUGGAAGAACUUAAAUUUUGGCGAGAAGCAAUCCAUUCAUUUCUCAAAGACGAGCUGAAGUUUGGCCCCGAAAUCCUCCAAUCCCUGCGUAUACUGCCCACUGGAUAUUGCGCCAGCAAGGAUCGUAAACUUUCCAACUGUGUAGACUGGCUAACUAAUUUCUGGAUGGCCUGUUACACCGCUCCAAAAAGCAAAGGGGCCAUCAACUUGUUGAAGAUGAACAAUUCCCGAUUAGAAGACGGAAAUCAGACUUCCUUUAGUGAACACGGCUCAGCUUCCUUCGGGGCUAAAGUGAUGCGGUGUUUGCUUGGAUGAUAAGAAUAAACUUAUAUGAAUUACGGUCUUUUUAGUCCAAAAGUCUUUUCGUCCAGAAGUAUUUUCACCUUAGUCUGUUUGUUUACUUGUUAAGUCUUUUCUCGAAGCAAAUAAAUAACUUUUAGAAGGCUAGAUAAGGCUAUAUAAAGAACUUGUUGCGAGCGGCCGCCAUUUUGGUUCUGAGAGCUUUAGUCACGUCGGACACGUAGUGAUGAUACACUUCAUUGCCUUUUACGCUCAAUAGAAGCUUAACAAGAGGCCUAAUAUUCCCAUUUCUUUCGAGUGAAAUAAUUAAACGGCUAGCAAGUCUUUAUUUUUGCCACUAUAUAAUAAAAUAUAUUGCGUUACAACUUCAUUCAUUCUCUUUGUAUUUAUCGUUAAAUUGAUGAAGUUGAAUUAAAUUCGUUAUUUAAUAGUUAUUUAUUUGUUUCGUGGAAAGACUUCACAAUUAGACGUACAGACUUAGAUGAGAAUACUUUUGGACGUAAAGACUUGGACGAAAAGACUUUCGCACGAAAAGACUCUUGGACGAACUCUUGGACGAAAAGACCGGACACCACUUAUAUCAUAACAGGAGUUAUUUGACAAUCGUCACCCACUCUUUCACAGUUGCAUAUGACUAUUCUAAGGGCUGCAAGUGAAGGGGAUUUCUUCUUAAAUAUGUUCUUAAUUUUUUAAAAAUUUUAAGUAGAAACACACUGGGCUAAUAAAUGUCAGUACUGCUAAAGGAAAACUAGGUCAGUCAGAUUAAAUAAAUUAAUAAUCAGUGUACAGAAUUUAGCAGUGAAGUAAGAGUGAUAUUGUGAAAGCAAUUGAUGGAGCAUCAUCGAACUGUCGGGUUAUAUAGGAUGAUGUUGUUACUCACUUUUAUUAAGAUUUUUUCUUCUUCAUCAUCUUCUGUGGAGGAUAAGGAAAAGAAAUGCAAAAUUCAGUAAUAAAAUUACAUUUUUUCGAUUUAAUAGGUGAGAACAGUGUAAAGUGUCAGAGCAUUGAUGGCAAAAUAAAGUACAAUUUAAACUUG
Stylophora pistillata is the source of this 1763-nucleotide messenger RNA. RefSeq lists its product as uncharacterized. The record is from RefSeq and is a predicted model, not a curated record. Lineage: Eukaryota; Metazoa; Cnidaria; Anthozoa; Scleractinia; Pocilloporidae.